CAAAGCUCCAAAAAUCCCACAGCUAAAGAAAAAUGGCAGUGAUUCAUAGCCGUUGGAUCCUUAUUGUUCUUGUUGUUCUUAAUUUUCCGGCCGCCAUUUUUAGUUAUUCCGAAAAAGAAUUAAAAAAUUGGUGUAGCCAAACACCAUAUCCAGCUCCAUGCGAGCAAUUUAUCAAAGCCAAAGCCACCGCCAAACAUUCCCCAAUCGCCACUAAAUCCCAUUUCCUUAAACUCUUGGUCGAAACGGCACUCGACGGCGCCGUUUCGGCCCAAAAAACCGCGCUGUCUCUCGGCCCAAAAUGCCACAAUGGCCGAGAAAAAUCAGCAUUGACCGACUGCGUUGACCUCUACAAUCAAAUCAUUUCCCGUCUCAACCGCUCCGCCGACCGCUGCUCCUCCGUCGACGCCCAGACUUGGCUCAGCGCCUCCCUCACCGCCCUCGACACCUGCCGGAACAGCCUCCAGGAGCUCGGGGUUUCGGCCUUCGGCUACCCAUUGACGAGCAAUAAUGUUUCCAAGCUCAUUAGCGAUGGGUUGUCUGUGAAUAAGCCAACGUCACCCCAGGGGUUUGAGCCAACUAUGACGGAGGGGUUUCCGACGUGGGUUAGGCCCGGUGACCGGAAACUGCUGCAGUCGGGGUCUCCGAGUGCGGACGUGGUGGUGGCGAAGGACGGGUCUGGGAAUUUUAAGACGGUGAAGGAGGCGGUCGCCGCUGCGAAAGGCGGCGGGCGAUUUGUAAUAUAUGUGAAGGCGGGGGUUUAUAGUGAAAACCUUGAGAUUAAUGCUAAGAAUCUUAUGUUGAUCGGCGACGGAAUCGGAAAAACUGUCAUCACCGGAAGUAGAAGUGUCGGCGGCGGUUUCACCACGUUUAGAUCCGCCACCGUUGCCGUUGAUGGAGAUGGCUUUAUCGCGCGAGAUAUAACCUUCAGAAACACUGCCGGAGCGGCGAACCACCAGGCGGUGGCGCUCCGAUCGGGGUCUGACCUGUCGGUCUUCUAUCGCUGUGGCUUCGAAGGCUAUCAAGAUACUCUCUACGUCUACGCCGAACGCCAAUUCUACAAACAAUGCGACAUUUACGGCACUGUCGAUUUCAUCUUCGGCAACGCCGCCGUCGUACUCCAAGAUUGUAACAUCAUCGCCCGCGAUCCUCCGAAUAGGACUAUCACAGUCACCGCCCAGGGCCGAUCAGAUCCGAAUCAGAACACCGGAAUCUCGAUCCACAAUUCCCGAAUCACGUCCGCCGGCGGCCUCAGCGGCGUCAAAGCCUAUUUAGGCCGGCCGUGGAGGCAGUACUCGCGGACAGUUAUAAUGAAAUCGUCGAUCGGCGGGUUCAUCAGUCCGGCCGGGUGGCUAGAAUGGAGCGGUAGUUUUGCCCUAAAUACACUCUAUUACGGCGAAUAUAUGAAUACCGGUCCGGGAGCUUCGACGGCGAAUCGAGUGAAAUGGAAGGGCUAUCGUGUAAUUACCAGUGCAACGGAGGCCUCCAAGUUCACCGUCGGGAAUUUCAUCGCCGGUGGAUCUUGGUUACCGAGUACCGGCGUGCCUUUCACCUCCGGCCUCUAGAAACGCUGCCGUUUUACUCUGCUUACUAUUUUGUAUGUAUUCUUAAAUCUUAAUAAUCGUUAUUUGUAAACUUAUACUUCGAUAAAGCAAGUUUCUCCUUAAGAA
This is a messenger RNA of Cucurbita pepo subsp. pepo (vegetable marrow), 1667 nucleotides long. RefSeq names its product pectinesterase 2. Gene Ontology annotation, molecular function: pectinesterase activity; enzyme inhibitor activity. The record is from RefSeq and is a predicted model, not a curated record. Gene Ontology annotation, biological process: cell wall modification. NCBI's taxonomy places the organism in Eukaryota, Viridiplantae, Streptophyta, Magnoliopsida, Cucurbitales, Cucurbitaceae.